GCGCAGGAGCGCUACAUGCGGGCCAAGGACGCCAAGCAAAGCACGAAGCCGCACUCGGUCCAGCUCACCCAGGCACGGGCUGCCAGGGAGAAGCUCGAGAAGGAGGAGGCGGCAAUCUAUGGCGAGGUCAAGCGGCAUCAGAAGGCAAUGCAGGAGGCGCAGGAGAAGCUCGCCAAGAAAAGGGAGCAGCUCGAGGUCGCAAAGGCCAAGGAGUCGGAGCUCAAGGUGCAGGACGCCUCCAUCAAGGGUAAAGGCUUCCUCACGGCGAUGCAGAAGCAGUACGAAGGGGCCGUCGAAGGACGCGGCAUCAGCAAGGAGGAGCACGAGCACGUGUUCGCAGCACUCGCCAGGGUGCUGGACAACGUCAGGGAGGAGCCCAAUGAAGACAAGGACGGCAUGGACACUGAAGAGGCGCAGCCAGAGGAGGGCAGGCUGGACGUGAGCAGGGACCUCAACUAUCGCCAGAAGAACAAGAGUGGCUACAUGCAGGUGGGGUGCCCGAGGCGCCGCCAGAACAAGUUCGAGAGCCUCACCCUGUGGACGUUCAACGGCUCGGGGUGGGGCACCAUCAAAGAGAAGAUCGAGAGCUCAGAGGGGGGCAAGCUGCAGUGCUACGCAGUGCAAGAGCAUCGCCUCACGGGCGACAAGAUCGCGGUCGUGUCGCAGAGCAUGAAGGCGAAGGGGUACCAGUUUUGGUGCAUCGGCAUGACAUACACGUUUGGCAAGGAGAAGCGGGACCUGUCACCGCGAAACAGUCCAGGAAGGGCUGCAGCGGCAUGGCUGUCGGUCGGAAAGGGCAUCAUCUACGCGUCGGUCUGCCUGUGGACGGCGGAGGGGAUGUCGUUCAGGAACACGGAGAUCAUCAACAAGGUGGAGAGCGUCAAGAUGGUCAAGGGGCGGUUUGUUGCGUCAGGGGCCAGUUGCGGCACGUGCAGACAUGCGUACGGCGUGAGCGAGAUCGAUUACAUCAUCGUGGCGGACACCCUCGUCAACCAGGUGAUGUACGCCAGAGUGCGGGAGGAGUGGCCGUCGGCGCCCCGCAAGCCAGCGGGGCUCACACUCAGGCUCAAGGCGCAGGAGCGAAUGGUCAGGGUCUUGGAGAAGCCGAAGAAGCUGCCAGAGCUGGGCAUUGGAUGCGCCCCAGCGCCGCCGCAAUAUCAAGAAAUUGCGAGCUUCAGGUCGCAGGAGGUGGCCAACCAGGAGCGGAGGCAGUGCAUGCAGACGUUGGAGCAGGAGGCCUUCGCAGCACGAGGACUCGAAUGGGCACCCGAUCACCCUGCAGCAGGGCGGGCCGAGGAGCCGACAUGGAGGGUCAAGCCGCUAAGUUUCGGUGGAGCCAACGUGCCGUCAGCCGCCAGGGAAGCAGUCUGGUGGAGGUGGCUGGCGAGGACGCUACAUAACUUGCAGGGGGCAUACGCGAGGCUCAAGCAGGCGAGAACUGGCGACAUCCAGAGGCACCGACAGGUGCGGGCUGCUGGCCGCUGGGCGAAGCUGCAGCAAUGGAUGCAGGAGAGCCAGGGCAAGCUGAAGGAGCACGACCAGAAGCUGCUCAAGGAGAGGCGAGCACGCUGGGCAGACAAGUUGCAGGAGGCGGCAGCAGGAGCAGCUGGUGGUUUACACAAACUGAGCAAGGCUGCACAGGUAUGGAGACCACGCAGGGCAGGCUCCAUGGAGGACUCGGCGGACCCCAUCGAGGCAGCGGGGUACACCCUCAAGGAGUGGAACGUGGUCUGGAGGGUCGGCGAGCAAAUCCAGAAGGUGGAGCGGCCGUGGGAGCGCGAAGAACGUGACAAGCUCGAGCCCUUCACAGACCAGGACGUCGACAAGCUUAAGGAGGUAGCUCGCACCUUCAGGAAGAAGACGGGGGUUGGAGUCGACAGGUGGCACCCCUCUACGUUGCAGGGUGCGUCGGACGAGGCCUACGUCAGGCUGUUGGACUUCUACAUGGAGGUGGAGCGGACGCUGCGCUGGCCCAUCCACAUGGGCACUGUGUUUUUCUUCAUGACCCCGAAGACCUACACCGCGGACAGGGUCAUCGGGCUGCUGCCCACUGCCAUCAGAGUGUGGGAGAUCAUGCGAGAGCCGUACAUGGUCGAGUGGGCCAAGAAGAACUAUCGGAGUUGGGACUGCACGAGCUACGGCAAGGCGGCGGAGGACGCGGCCUGGGAGGUGCUGCUCAGCCAUGAGAUGGACGAUGUCGAGGAGCAGAGCGAGGAGACGCAGGCGACGGUCACGGCGGUUCUGGACCUGGUAAAGGCAUUCGAGAAGGUCAGCUUGCACUUGUUGUGGGAAGCGGGUAAGCAGCUCAAUUUCAACACAGGGGUGCUAGCAGUGGUGUGCUCAUACUUCGCCAUGACCAGGCGCCUCAUCGUAGGUGACUCGGUGUCCAGUGAGACCGAGACGGUCACCGCCAUCAUCGCGGGCAGCCAGUUCUCGGUCUGUUUCCUGAAGACGGUCAUUCAGUGCACGGUGGGUGGCCUGGUGGUCGAAAGACCGAGGGCGCGCUGGAGGAUGUACGUGGGCGACCUGCGCGUGCGGCUGCGACAGCAGCAUAGGCACAUAGUCACGGAGUUCGGAGAGACAAUGGACAGCUGCUUCCGAGGCUUCGAGAGGUCAGGCCUGAAGUUAUCCGUGGGCAGCAAGGACACAUGUGCAGUGAUGGCGGGCACCAAGUGGGCGCGAAGGGCCGUGACAGGGCCGAUGCUGGAGCGAGGUUUGCCAGUGGUGAGGGCAUGUCCAUACUUGGGGGCCGACAUCGUCACGCACGGCACGGCGGUGAAGACCAAGAGCGGCAAGAGGCACGCGACCAUGAAGGAGGGCGUCGAAUUGAACAUGCAGGAGGUGUGCCACAUGGACAUCGCGGCGAUGUUGCGCAAGGACGUGCAGGCAACCCUCUGGGAGGAAUGGACGCAGGCGGCGGAGUUCAAGAGCCUGAGCCCAAUGCCGUUGCUGGCGCCAGCGAUCGCGCAGUUACGUGCACGUGGGUUCCCGAAGCACGCGAAGAACGCGGCGAAGAAGGUCUUCGUCGGAGGUGCGUGGACUAUGGAGAAGCUGUGCAGGUGCAACAUCGUGCCCACGGACAUUUGCUUGGCCUGUGGAGAGGCGGUGGGCACCGAGCACCGCCGGUACUACAAGUGCGACGCGCUCAGGAGCCAGAGGCUGCAGGCGUUGGCGGGCUGGCAGCACGUGGCGGAACAGCAGGACACCAACAUGCUGUGGACGCGCGGGCUGGUUCAGGUCGCCAGAGGCGACAUUGUCUGCGACGGCUCGAAGCUCGGAUACAGCGACUGGGCGCAGACGGGCUGGGCAGCUAUGUCCCUCAACGACAAUGGCACUGCGAAGAUGCAGAUGUGGGGCCCGCUGCCGUGCUCGUUACCGAUCCACAGGAGAGUUAAGAGAGCCGAGAUGUGGGCCUUCCUCAAGGUGCUGGAGCGAAUGCUGCCGCCAGGACGAGUCUAUACAGACCACAAGGGCAUCGUGGAAGGCUUGCAGAGAGGAGAGCGGUUGUGCACGAGCUGGAAACGUCCACACGCAGACCUGUGGCGAAGGAUCUGGCACAAGGUGAAGGACAUGGACCUUGAUAUUCACUGCGUGAAGCACGUGAAGGCCCACAGGUCCAAGAGCAGGAUCGAGCAGCUUGAGGGCGAGGACCUGAAGAUAGCGAAGGGCAGCAGUGAGGUCGACCUGCUGGCAAAGGCGGGCGCGGAGAUGGAUGCACACUACGGCAAGCACCAUGCGCUGGAGGACCUCGCAGGGCGAGUGCGAUGGGCGCUGCAGAACAUUGGUUGGUGGUACCAAAAGAUGGGCGGUACGUGGCCAGACGUGCCGCCAAAAGAAAAAGGUGUGCCGAGGCGAAAGGUGCCGAAGCCGAUGCUGACCCUGACCGAGCACGACGUCGUGGAGACGGGCGGUUGGCAGGUGUGCAUAAG
Messenger RNA from Prorocentrum cordatum, 3929 nucleotides. The record is from the annotation of a GenBank genome assembly. Lineage: Eukaryota; Dinophyceae; Prorocentrales; Prorocentraceae.